Symbiodinium sp. CCMP2456 is the source of this 1665-nucleotide messenger RNA. Lineage: Eukaryota; Dinophyceae; Suessiales; Symbiodiniaceae. The record is from the annotation of a GenBank genome assembly.
AUGCAGAAACUUCCUAUUGGGGUGGCCACAGGCAUUGUCUACAGCAAUCCGGUGCUCAGUGGGCUGCUGGCCAGCUUCAUCCUUCGUCGUGAGAAGCUGUCGAUGGCCUUCGCUAUCCAGGCAAUUGUGUGCCUCACCGGCACCGCCCUGAUCAUCCCGACAGGAACGAAGGAAGGUGGAGCGGACGCUGAGUCAAACGAUUACUUCGUGGGGACCAUGGUAGCAGUGGUGAGUGCUUGCCUUCAUGCAGUGUGUCCGUGCGCUGUGCGCAUGAUGGAGGGCAUCCACCCGCUGGAGAUCCAGCUUUUCCAGGAUGCGUUCGCGACGCUGGCUACUAUUCCACUGUCUGUCAUGGCCGGUGGGCCUGCGGUGGAUGUGGAGGUUUGGAGGCAUGUGCAUUUCUCUUACGUGAUCUACUUCACCGCGGCGGGGUUGACAGCCAGCUUUUUGUUCAUCGCUGGCUGGCGUAUGGCUCCUGUCACGAAGGCAUCACUCUUCACCUACACGGAGAUUCCUACAUCAUUCCUUGUCCAGGUCUACCUGUUCCAAGACAUCCCCGCAGCGAGACAAGUGCUGGGAGCAUCGAUGAUCGUCAUAGCCACAUGCGUGCGACUCCGCAUGGAAGGCUAUGGGUUCAGCGACAACAAGGCUGCUGACGAGUUGGUGCCCGAGGACCGAACGAGAAACGAGACAGCACAGGAGGUCGUCCACCAGCAACGAAAAGAAGGCGAGCGCUUCCGAGAGGGAUCGUGCCUCUUUUCCGGCAAAGCGCGACUGUCCAAGCCCACGAAAGAGCGAAAUGCCGACAGACCGAAGACCAGGGGGCGGCUAGGCGCGCCUGUGGAACUUAGGACGAAACCCGAGAGCACUUUCACGCCGACUGUGGCGCUGGACGGACGGACAGAGCACCCCGGGCCCGCCCUCGUGCAUGCCUUGACCCUGGAGUCUGCAAGGUUGUGCCAAAUCUUGGUCAUGCAGCAGCUCAGCUUCGGAAUUCACCGCCACUGCUGUGCAGCUUCCCUUAAGGUGUCGAUGGAAGAUUCAACCGCAACCCUGACCGGAGAUGCGCACGCAGCCGUAAAGACGCUCGUAGAAGGAUUGGACCUCGUGCGCAAUAUCUUGGUACUGACAGUCCUGGUCCACCCGAAGUGUGCCGCGGCACUACCUCAGCUGGAUGCCUGCGACAGCGGAAACAGCACUUUCCUUUGGAGGAGGUCUAUGCCGCCAGAUCGAAGGCCCUCCGAGGGCUGCCUUCGGAGUGCCACAGUUGUCAGCGUUUACCCCAGGUGUCAACAAAGCCGAGUGAAGCCCGACAAGAAGCAGCGUGAAGCUGUAAGAUCGAUGGGUGAGCACGAGCUUCUCGAUUUGCUUCUCACGCAGCUCUCACUGCGUGCAAAAGAAGCCAACCACUUUGAGACACUCUUCCCGAUCUUGCAGUUGAUCCACCAGCGGCUGCUGGUUUCAACACCGGACUCGGGCAGUCCCCGCCUGGCGGGCGCCAUGCAACGAAAUAUGGAGAAGAUAAUGUCCAAGAUGAGAUGCAGCAAGUUGAUCAGCUUCGUGCAAACGAACCCCAGCGUGGAUUCCGAUUUUAUGCGUCAGCUGGAAGAUGGCUUGAACGGCUCGAAGCCUGUCAUCAACACUGCGACCUCAUUGUGGCUUUGA